AUGCAGGACCCCACGACGGUGCCGACACUUCGCCGGAGGACGAAACGUGUGCGCCUGCCCUGUUCGGCUCCUCCGGGAGCGCGCCGCGUGCGUCGGCCUGUCGCCCCUCGUCGCGCUGCGUGCGUCCGGGGCACACGCCGGCGCCAGCACGCGCCUGGGGGAUCGUCGAACCAUGCACGAGUGGCUGACCCUGGGGCGCUUCCCCGUGGGGCGCGACCUGCGCGUGCGGCUGCCGGAGUGGGAGCGGCACCUGCCGCUGCACCAGCUGUACUCGGACCUCACAUGGCCUUCGUGCUGCCGCCAGAGUGGCCCGACGUCUACGGCGAGAGCCCCCCGGCGCCGCCCGGCGAGGCCGCCGCCCAGGGCGGGCAGCAGUUCGCCGCGGGCGUGCACGCUGCCGGGCCGCCCGUGUCCUCGCUCAUGGUCGGGGGCACGCCCCCGAUGGGGCCGCUCACGGCGCCGGCGGCCUCCGGGGGCGUGGCCGGCGGCUACGUGCCCGCCGCGUCGUCGCUGCAGCCUGCGGCGGCGCGCGCUCCUUCCGGCGGGCCAGCUGCGGCGCAGUCGGGUCCGACCGCGAGGUUCGUGCUGCAGAGGCUGAUGCAGGAGGAGCCGCGGCCGCUGUCCGACGAGCCCAUCCUGCCGAAGCCGCCCCCGCAGCCCUCGUACUCGCGGCUGCAGGAUCUCGGACCUGUUCUCGCAGCCGCAGGAGGGCCCGCCGACCUGGGAGCAGUGACCCCGCGUCCAGCCUGCAUCCGCCCGCUCCACGUCUGCGCGCGGUCGCUCCUGCACGUGCUGCGCGGUCAGCUUCCGCCCGCCCGCGCCCGGGCGCGGUCCCUCGUCCGAGGUCUCCAAGUCGCGCACGCGUGA
Molecule: messenger RNA, 867 nt
Organism: Prorocentrum cordatum
Lineage: Eukaryota; Dinophyceae; Prorocentrales; Prorocentraceae
Source: the annotation of a GenBank genome assembly